AUGUCCACUACUGAGGACAAGAGUACGUCCACUACUGUGGACAGGAGCAUGUUCACUACUGAGGUCGACGGGAGCAUGUCCACUAAUGUGGAGGACAGGAGCAUGUCAACUACUGAGCACGAUAGGAGCAUGUUCACUACUGAGGACAACAAGAGCACGUCCACUACCGAGCGCUGGAACACGUCCACUACUGUGGUCGACAGGAGCAUGUCUACUACUGAGGACGACAGGAGCAUGUCCACCAAUGUGGAGGACAGGAGCAUGUCCACUACAGAGGACGACAGGGGCAUGUUCACUACUGAGGACAACAAGAGCACAUCCACUACUGAGGGCAGGAACACGUCCACUACUGAGGUCGACAGGAGCAUAUCUACUACUGAGGACGACAAUAGCACGUCCACUACUGAUGACAGGAGCAUGUCCACUACUGAGGACAACAAGAGCACGUCCACUACUGAUGACAGGAGAAUGUCCACUACUGAGGUCGACAGGAGCAUAGAUGACAAGGACAAUUCUGGUGAUGGCAGAAACGAUUCUGCUAACAAUGGUACAUCACGUGAUGGCGAUGACAAGAGCAAAAUAAUCGCUGAUGAUGAGAAGAGCAUGUCCACUGCUAGUGAUGAGCGGAACAAUGCUUCAUAUUUUGAUGACAGCAGCAAGAUAACACUGCUGAUGAUAUCAGUGAUACCAUACCGACAGACAGACAGAACUGCUGACAACACGUUUACGAGGGAAUAG
Dreissena polymorpha is the source of this 738-nucleotide messenger RNA. RefSeq lists its product as uncharacterized. The record is from RefSeq and is a predicted model, not a curated record. Bases 1 to 738 code for a protein of 245 amino acids. NCBI's taxonomy places the organism in Eukaryota, Metazoa, Mollusca, Bivalvia, Myida, Dreissenidae. The transcript is spliced from 3 exons.